GAAGUCCUUCAAAGAUAAGUCUACCCUCAAAAAACACCAGACAGUUCACACUGGAGAAAAGCCCUGUAAGUGUAAAGAAUGUGGGAAGUCCUUUCGUCUAAUAUCUCACCUCACUGCACACCUCCAAGUUCACACUGGGGUGAAGCCAUAUGAGUGUAGAGAAUGGGAUGUCCUUUCGUCAAAGGUCUAAACUCACUAUACACCUCCGAGUUCACACUGGAGAGAAGCCAUAUGAGUGUACUGACUGUGGGAAGUCUUUUAGCCAAAAAUCCAGCCUUGAUAAGCACCUGAGAGUUCACACUGACGACAAGCAAUAUGAGUGCUCUGAUUGCGGAAAAUCCUUCAGUGAUAAGUCUUACCUCAAACAACACCAGAGAGUUCAUACUGAAGAUAAGCCAUAUGAGUGUACUGUAUGUGGGAAGUCUUUUAGGCAAAAAUCCACCCUUACUAAGCACCUGAGAGUUCACAGUGGCAACAAGCCAUAUGAGUGCUGUGAUUGUGGAAAAUCCUUCAGUGAUAAGUGUUAUCUCAGACUACACCAGAGAGUUCAUACUGGAGAGAAGCCAUAUGAGUGUACUGAAUGUGGUAAGUCUUUUGGCCGAAAAUCCGGCCUUAAUAGGCACCUGACAGUUCACAGUGGCAGCAAGCAAUAUGAGUGCUGUCAUUGUGGAAUAUCCUGCAGUAAUAAGUAUAGCCUCAAACGACACCAGAGAGUUCACACUUGAGAAAAGCCAUAUGAGUGUACUGAAUGUGGAAAGGCUUUUAGCCUAAAAUCUCACCUUUUUAGACACCUGAGAGUUCACAGUGGUAACAAGCCAGAUAAGUGCUGUGAUUGUGGGACGUCCUUCAAUGAUAAGUCUACUCAAAGAACACCAGAGAGUUCACACUGGAGAAAAGCCCUGUAAAUGUAAAGAAUGUGGGAUGUCCUUUCGUCUAAUAUCUCACCUCAUUGCACACCUCAUGGUUCACACUGGAGAGAAGCCAAGAGAGUGUACUGAAUGUGGGAAAUCUUUUAAUCACAAAUCUAGCAUUAUUAGACACCUGAGAGAUCACACUGGAGAGACAUGUUAAAUGUGCAGCAAAUGUUUUACUUUUCUCAGUAUAAGAACACUGAAGGCGACUCUUUGGGACCUGUUUUUCUGAAUUUAAACCUCUUUGAAUGGAACAUGUACUCUGAUAUAUUCCUCAUAAGUUUCAGGUACAAGUGAGGAUUGAAGGAUCUGCAUUUGUACUUGCUAACAUGCCCAGACCUACUACCCAAUUGAUGUCACAGUGAGCAUUUGUGGCCGAAGAGAUUUCAUCUCUACCACCUGAUUCACCUGAAGAGCGUGCAUCAGUCACAAACCCUGUGUGCUCAGGGGAAAUGUAUUCUGUG
Messenger RNA from Myotis daubentonii (Daubenton's bat), 1375 nucleotides. RefSeq lists its product as uncharacterized. The record is from RefSeq and is a predicted model, not a curated record. Gene Ontology annotation, cellular component: nucleus. Gene Ontology annotation, biological process: regulation of DNA-templated transcription. Lineage: Eukaryota; Metazoa; Chordata; Mammalia; Chiroptera; Vespertilionidae.